CCUUUAUAAGUGAAUCGCGUCCGAUAGAUCCCUCAGAUCGAAAAUGACAACCAGAUUAUUUGUACUCGCAACUCUUGUCACCCUUGCUCGGUCCGACCGUCCUUAUGGCGGAUUCGAGAUGCCAAUUUUUGGAGGGACCAAGAUAGUCGGAGGUGUUGAGGCGGGUCAGGGACAAUUUCCCCAUCAGGUGUCCUUGCAAUGGGGUAUUGCGGAUUCCCUGUCGAAGCACUUCUGUGGAGGAUCCAUCAUCGACUCCCAGUGGGUCCUUACUGCAGGACACUGCAUUAAGGCAGUUCCAUCCUAUGGCUCGUUCCUGGUCAAAGCUGGGAAACACGUCAUCACGCGAAAGGAAGGCACGGAGCAAUCAGUCCGAGUGGCCAAAUCCUUCGUCCACGAAUCUUACGCAGGUGGCGUGGCUCCUUACGACAUUGCCUUGGUCAAGCUUCGAACCCCAUUGACCCUGAACGAGCGAGUGGCCACAAUAGGCCUCCCAAAACCAGGAAGCAUUCCUUCGGGAAAUGUCAUCCUCUCCGGCUGGGGAUCCAUCUCGUCUUCUUCAAGUGCCAUCAUGCCUUCUAGUCUGCAGACUGCCGAACUUCCAGUGGUCGACAUCCCUAAAUGUCGACGAGCUCUCAAUAUUCUGAUAGGCUCCUCUCCCUUGCACGAGACCAACGUCUGCACGGGGUCCUUGAAGGGCAGCCAGUCGGCCUGCAGCGGUGAUUCCGGUGGUCCCCUAAUUCUGAAGAACGAGGUCAUCGGCGUGGUGUCCUGGGGCAUCUUCCCCUGCGGCACUGGUGGUGCUCCUUCGGUUUACGUCAGGGUAUCGGCGUUCAUCGACUGGAUUGAAUCGAUCAUAGCGAAUAAUUAGUUCUAAUCGAGAUAAUAAACGAAACUGGGAUGACUGGA
Molecule: messenger RNA, 906 nt
Organism: Orussus abietinus
Lineage: Eukaryota; Metazoa; Arthropoda; Insecta; Hymenoptera; Orussidae
Product: trypsin
Exons: 4
Coding region: 44-868 (274 amino acids)
Biological process (GO): proteolysis
Molecular function (GO): serine-type endopeptidase activity
Source: RefSeq, a predicted model, not a curated record